Molecule: messenger RNA, 2957 nt
Organism: Peromyscus maniculatus bairdii (prairie deer mouse)
Lineage: Eukaryota; Metazoa; Chordata; Mammalia; Rodentia; Cricetidae
Source: RefSeq, a predicted model, not a curated record
AAUCCGUGGCUGAUAUGUAAAAUUUAAUUAAAUUAUAUAUAAAAAAGGUUUUUUUUUAGGUUAGGGGUUCAAAGUUCCCUUAAAAUUGGGAUUGUUUUUUUAUUUUUUUUCUUAGCAAUUAAACAUGGUGUGGGGUUGUGUAAUUUUCACACAUUCCUAUCCUUAACAUAUAUUAGCGGGUAUAGAAAGUGGGGUCAUAGAAAUCUGAUCUAUACCAGUAACACACUCAUUCCUCAAAGGGCUUGUUUACAGGUGGUUACAAUGAAUCCACAGAGUGCCAAAUUGCAACCUUUGAAAAUUAUGUCUUUUCUGCAUUUUUACAUAUUUAUAAAAGCUUCCAAUGUAUCAACAGAAUGCCAAACUGUAACCUUUGAAAAUCUUGUCUCCUCUGCAUAUAUGUGACAGUUGUAUAGCUUGGUCUUGUGGGACUCCUAAAAAUAUGAGCAGGGGCUGUCUCUAACUCUUUUACUGGCUUUUGGGACCCUAUUCCUCAAACUGGGUUGCCUUGCCCAGCCUUGAUACAAAGGGAGGUUUAUAGUCUUAAUGCAACUUGAUAGAGCAUGGUUUUUUUUUUUAAUCCAUGGGAGGCCUGCCCUUUUCUGAAUAGAAAUGGAGAAGUGGAUUACAGAGCAAAGGGAGGGACUGGGCAUAGACAAGGGAUUGGAAACUAUCUGGGGUGUAAAAAAAUAAUAAUUGAUUAGUUGUUUUUUAAAGAAAAGGAAACGGUGUGUCUUUAACAGCCACUUACAAAAAGUAUGUUCUAAGAAAUAUUAUGUUAUGUCCUUGAACAUGUACUUUCUGGUUACUUUUAGCAACUAUUCAAACUCUCCUUGAGUUUCCUUCCCUCUCUACCACCCUCUAAAAAGUAGUCACAUGUGAUCACUAGCUAUUAUCAGUCACUUCAGUAGGACUCUGAGAGAACUGGUCAUUUAGAGGUUCUGGAUAAUGAUUGCCUUUAAUGAGUUGCUGCAGCUCCUGGACUCCUCUGGGACACAGAGCCUCUUAUGUAGGGGUAUGUAGCAGGGGACGUGUGUGAAAUGUGGUGUAGACACUGGAGAGGACUGAAGACCUGGUGACUUCCUGUGCCCAUAGUGAGUAAGAAGAGCAGGAUCUUUUAUCACGAUUUAGGAGUCACCCUUGGCCAUCCAGGUGAAGAAUCUCACUUUUUCAUACCUCAGCCUGCAUUACAGCCAAGAAAUAUUCAGGAAACAUAGGUAACAUCCAGGCAUUGGAGUAAACAGAUGACUAGAAGGAACCAAACUGUUGUCUCCCAGUUCCUCCUCCUGGGCCUGCCUAUCCUCCCAGAGCACCAGAACCUGUUCUAUGCCCUGUUUCUGGCCAUGUACCUCACCACUGUCCUGGGGAACCUCAUCAUCAUCAUCCUCAUUCUACUGGACUCCCAUCUCCACACACCCAUGUACUUGUUUCUUAGCAACCUGUCCUUCGCUGACCUCUGCUUCUCCUCUGUCACAAUGCCCAAAUUGCUACAGAACAUGCAGAGCCAAGUUCCCUCCAUCCCCUAUGCAGGCUGCCUGGCACAAAUAUACUUCUUUCUGUUUUUUGGAGACCUUGGGAACUUCCUCCUUGUGGCCAUGGCCUAUGACCGCUAUGUGGCCAUCUGCUUCCCCCUUCAUUACACCAGCAUCAUGAGUCCUAAGCUCUGUGUGAGUCUGGUGUUGCUCUCCUGGGUGCUGACCACAUUCCAUGCCAUGCUGCACACCCUGCUCAUGGCCAGAGUUUCUUUCUGUGAGGACAACGUGAUUCCCCACUUUUUCUGUGAUAUGUCUACUCUGCUGAAACUGGCUUGUUCUAACACUCAUGACAAUGAAUUGGCAAUAUUUAUCUUGGGAGGCUCUUUAGUUGUGCUCCCUUUCCUUCUCAUUAUUGUUUCCUAUGCAAAAGUUGUCUCCUUCAUCUUCAAGGUCCCUUCUUCUCAAGGUAUCCGUAAAGCCUUUUCUACCUGUGGCUCCCACCUGACGGUAGUGUCACUAUUCUAUGGGCCAGUCAUUGGUCUCUACUUAUGCCCUUCUGCUAAUAACUCUACUGUGAAGGAGAUUGUUAUAUCUUUGAUGUACACAGUGGUGACUCCCAUGCUGAACCCCUUCAUCUACAGCCUGAGGAACAGAGAUGUGAAGGGAGCAGUAGAAAGAGUAGUUUGUAAAAAGCAAAUUUUUUCAUUCCUGUGAUGGUAACUCUUCAGAUUUUUAUAUAAUUUCUCUAGAAAAUAUUAAUAUUAACAUUGGAUGUUGCUACAGAAUUUUAUCUCACUGUGGAUCCUUCUGUUUAGAGAUCUCACAACAUAACUUUCACUACACAGAUUGCAGGGAGUUUAUAAAAGUUGUUGAAUGUGGGAAAUAAGUUUAGGAGAUCUAAAUAUGCACUCGCUGUCUUGCCCAUGUGCCCUGGAAAUUUCAGUGUAGACAGAAAGUCAUAUCUGAUUCCCAUGGUUAUACCAGGAUUUUCUCAUUUUGUCCAAAUGUCUGCUGUGAGUGUGUUUUUAUAAAAUGUAUACUCUAUUAUCUCAGAUCAAUACCUAAUAAUAUUCAAGUAUUUUACCACAACCAGCCCUUUUCCAGUCUUUCACAAGUUCUUUCUACACCCUGUCAUUAGAUAAUUACACAACUUAAUUCCAUAGACCCUAUCUUUAUUUCAUUGUCUAUAUUUGUUUUCUAACUUGUUUUGACUCUUAAAAGGAUUUGGAAGUCUUUAGUAUAUUGCUCUAUUUAUUGUACUUUUUUUUCUAUAUCUGGUAUUAAUCAGUAGCCAGGGACACCUUAAUGUAUUUUCUCAAAAUCAGAUAAAAAUAUUUGGUUACACUUUGUUGCUUUGUUUUGUUUACUUUUAUCUUCCUUUGGGGGCAUGAUUUUAUUUUGUUUUCUUGGUUUUGGAGGGAUUUGUUGUUGUAUUGGUUUGUUUUUUAAAAAGAUCAUAAAAUUGGGUGAGAAGGGAGGGGAAGA